AUGUACAUGAAGAUGAGGGGAGUGCGCCGUUGCCCGGUGCAACCCGCUGUGACUCUUGGGUUGGCACCAUUGUCGGAGGGCCGCAUCGAGUCCGACGGUACGCUGCAGUGUUCCUACCAUGGCUGGCAGUUUGACGGCCGCGGUGCCUGCACGCACAUCCCCCAGCUGCGAGGCGACGCAAAGGCAAUGCAGGUGGCUUGUGAGAGCCGCCGCUCCUGCGUGAGGGCCUUCCCGGUGCAGGUGGUCCAUGGACUGCUGUGGGUGCGACCCGACAGCUCGCAGCAGGCGCACGAGGAGUUCGCGAAGAAUCCGGCCCCGCCACAAACAGCUAUUAAGGAGUUGCUUGGUGAGCCGGAGGUGGAGGGCUUUCGCCAGACGACACAGUGGUACAUGCGGGACGUGCCAAUGCGGUUCGAUACGCUGUGUGAGAACAUUCUGGACCCCUCCCACGUGCCCUUCACCCACCAUAAAGUACAGGGAAACCGCAACAACGAGAAGGGCACGACCACCAAGUUGGUGGACGAGAUUAGCUUGGAGGGCUUUGCGUUUGAGUUGGACUUCCAAAACCCUCGCUUUGGAGUCAGUGUGCCCGCCUUUAAAGCGCCAAACUUUGUUCGGUACGGCAACCCAAUUCGCUCACUGAACGUGUUCGCCGUUCCAACACGGCCGGGCUGGAGCCGAAUCUACGUCACCUUUAUGAAGGUUUGCAGGCCUGGAAGGGCCAUUACUGUUGGGACCCAGGGCGAGGAUACGCGCCAGCCCGGCCGCCUCCCUUGGCUGGUUGAGAAGCUCUAUAGCAUGGUUGAGAAGAUUACAUGGCUCGAGCACAUUACGCAGCGCCAUCCCGUACUGGAUGGCGACAACUAUAUCCUGCACUUGCAGGAGCGCGCACUGCAUGAGGAGCACAACAGCGACUGGCAGAAAAACUUUUUCAUGCCGGCGGCUGCAGACGCAUCAACCAUUGCCAUCCGCACGUGGUUCAACACCUUCGGCGGUGCGGUUCCUACUUGUGAGCCGGGCACACCUGUGGCCCCACGCCUGACCAAGCGCGAGGCACUUGACCGGUAUUCUCAGCACACGGUACAUUGCAGGCACUGCCAAAAGGCUCUGCGCAAUGUGGACUUGGCGACGGCUGUGGUGACGGCAGCGGGCAUCUUGGUGGCCGGGUGGUUGGCGGCCCGCGCCUUGAUGGGUGUACCGCUGCUGUCCUCGGCCACGGGCCUGGGGCUGCUGGCGGCGGCCCUGGCUGGAGUGGUGGUGGCUGGGCUGCGGUCGCUGCGCCAACAGUUCUUCUUCGUGGACUACGUGCAUGCGGAGAGGAAUUAGCGAGCUGGUCACCGUGUCUUCACCAGAGCUUAGCUCCAGCGGCCUGCUGCGACAUGGUCGACCAUUAAAUUUUGAGCUUUGACCUGUGCAUGUGAAGCCGCAGUGCUAUUGCGCUGUGCGCUCCACACAGGGCGUUGUGUGUAAAGUUCCAGCAUGCCGCGCAAUUAUUGGGUCGGGUCCAGUUGCCUGUCGGCUGCAUAUUUGCAUCCCCUGGAUUAUCCUAAUCCAUACAGACAGCUUGGGUCAAGCAAUGACGUGGUG
Volvox carteri f. nagariensis is the source of this 1587-nucleotide messenger RNA. RefSeq lists its product as uncharacterized. NCBI's taxonomy places the organism in Eukaryota, Viridiplantae, Chlorophyta, Chlorophyceae, Chlamydomonadales, Volvocaceae. The record is from RefSeq and is a predicted model, not a curated record. Gene Ontology annotation, molecular function: 2 iron, 2 sulfur cluster binding; chlorophyllide a oxygenase activity. Bases 1 to 1326 code for a protein of 441 amino acids. The transcript is spliced from 11 exons.